This is a messenger RNA of Musa acuminata subsp. malaccensis (wild Malaysian banana), 1766 nucleotides long. RefSeq names its product equilibrative nucleotide transporter 3. Gene Ontology annotation, molecular function: nucleoside transmembrane transporter activity. The record is from RefSeq and is a predicted model, not a curated record. Gene Ontology annotation, biological process: nucleoside transmembrane transport. Gene Ontology annotation, cellular component: plasma membrane. NCBI's taxonomy places the organism in Eukaryota, Viridiplantae, Streptophyta, Magnoliopsida, Zingiberales, Musaceae.
GCAGCGUUGGUCUCGAGUGGGACGAAACGGUGUUCGCCAACUUCCUCCAGUAACAACGAAGGUAGUCGGUUGGCUAUCAAAGAAACGGGCGAAUAAAUAUUUUAGUUCCCCACCUUCUUGGCUGGGUGGAGGUCAAUCAAAUCGAAGUGGGGAAUGCUCCGAUUCCUUUCACGGUUCUUCGUUUGCGCCCCCCAAUAACAUAUGCAGGACUUCAAUUGGUCGUCCACGGGGAAUCUUCUUCGGCUCCAAAAAGGGAAAGUAUAUGGCAAUUCUUGUAUGCUGGUUACUAGGAAAUGGAUGCCUUUUUUCAUGGAAUAGUAUGCUGACGAUUGAAGAUUACUAUGUUUACCUCUUUCCGAGCUACCACCCAACUAGAGUACUUACUCUUGUUUACCAACCUUUCGCCCUUGGAACUAUUGCAAUACUUGCAUAUCACGAAGCAAAGAUUAACACCAGAAGGCGCAACCUUGCUGGAUAUUCUCUCUUUUUCUUAAGUUCGUUAGCUCUAAUUGUGUUGGAUGUGGCAACAUCUGGAAAAGGAGGUAUUGGAGUCUUUAUCGGUGUAUGUGUUGUAAGUGGAGCAUUUGGAGUUGCCGAUGCACAUGUUCAAGGAGGGAUGGUUGGUGAUCUAUCCCUAAUGUCCCCAGAGCUUAUUCAAUCCUUCUUGGCUGGGCUGGCAGCUUCAGGAGCUUUAACAUCUGCUCUUAGGUUAAUCACAAAAGCAGCUUUUGAGAACUCCCAGGAUGGUCUUCGAAAGGGUGCAAUGAUGUUCUUUGCAAUUUCAUGUUUUUUCGAGCUUCUCUGUGUUUUUCUAUAUGCAAUUGUCUUCCCCAAACUGCCAAUUGUGAAGUUUUACCGAGCAAAGGCAGCUUCUGAAGGGUCAAUGACUGUCUCUGCUGACCUUGCUGCCGGCGGAAUACAAACACACCAUGCCCAAGGGCUUUUGCAGGUUGAGGAGGAUCCAAAACUUGAAGAACGCUUGAACAACAGACAGUUACUUUUGCAAAAUAUCGAUUAUGCUGUCGACAUUUUUCUGAUAUAUGUUUUGACGUUGUCCAUUUUUCCUGGAUUCCUGUCAGAGGAUACGGGCUCCCACGGCUUGGGCUCAUGGUAUGCACUUGUUCUGAUUGCGAUGUAUAACGUGUGGGACCUCAUUGGGAGAUAUAUACCUCUUUUGAAGCGGUUCAAGCUGGCAUCUAGGAAAUGUCUCAUGGCUGCAAUUCUUUCACGUUUCAUACUCAUUCCAGCCUUCUACUUCACAGCGAAGUAUGGAGAUCAAGGCUGGAUGAUCGUGUUAACAUCAUUCUUAGGACUUAGCAAUGGUUAUCUGACAGUCUGUGUUCUUACUGCUGCACCUAAAGGAUACAAGGGACCAGAGCAAAAUGCUUUAGGGAACUUGCUUGUACUAUGUCUUCUAGCAGGUAUAUUUGCAGGGGUGACACUUGAUUGGCUGUGGCUGAUUGGCAAAGGCUGGUGAAACCGCACUGGUAACACUAUUACUUUUGGAGGUUAUGGCAAAUGUACUUGUAUAUGUAAUAAUGCUUCUCCUCCAUUCAUUUAGAAGCUGCUUAGUUCCUGAAUGUUUGUUUGUUUUUUUUUUUUUUGUCUGUGUGUGUCUAUGAACGGUUUACAGUUUGGAGGUUUGUGAUUUCAAAGCCUCCUUGGUAGAAUAAUAAUCAUCUCCCACACAGUUGGAGAUUGAAUGUUAAACUGUGCAGUUCAUAUGUCAAUGCCAAUGUAAGUUUUUCCUUACAUAUAACAUAGUA